UUCCCCACGUCACUCCACGGAGUCUUUAAAGCGCCCGCCGCCCGUAUAAAAUGUCUUAGUACCGGAGCGCGAGCAGCAUGAGCGCCGUGCAGACACGCGCCCCCGCGCCGACCAUGGCUAACAACGACAGCGACCCCCUGCCCCUCGGCUGGGAGGUCAAAAUCGACCCCCAGACCGGAUGGCCGUUUUUCGUGGAUCACAACAACCGAACCACAACCUGGAAUGACCCGAGACACGUCGCGACAAAGAGUAGAGAAGCAAACGGACCCAACAUACCUCCAGAACAACAUCCUAAGGAGACCCAGAAGACCUUUACCCGAGAGAUGAAGCACCCGAUUCUGCGGCCCGGCUACAUCCCCAUCCCCGUCUUCCAUGAGGGCGCAGAGCUGCGGCAGCAGCCGCCGCAUCCCUGCUGUACGUACAUCCAGCCAAGCACAGCGCAGAGUGUCCGGUACGAAGGUCAGGCUCCUUCGCACGCCUCCGGACUUCACGGCAGGCCCAGAUCGCCGUUACACGUGGCCUCAGACAGCUGCUCCUCUGAGCCCGGGAGGGCCAGCACGCCCACGCCGCCAACCACAGAGGUGCACACCGCCACACACCACCAACCGUGUCGACCCGGCAGCACCGGCCUCCAGGCCGGUUACAUUCCUAUUCCAGUCAUCCAUGAGGGCGGAGGGGGUCCGCCUCAGGUAAACCCCGCCGUCUACUCUCAGCGCGCCCCCUACCAGCGCCUCCAGACAGACGAACGGCCCGCCUACUCUGCGGCGCCGUCUUCUCGGGAAAGUGCUUCCCCGACGUCGCUGUUCCCGCAGCACCGGGACGCAGCGUCUGCCCGCCUCCCACCUUCGCUUAGGAGCCAGUCCCCGACGGUAUCGCAGCUGCAGGCGGACAGACCGCAGCAGAACCUCCUCACUAGAGACCCGGCCCAGAAAGUGGAGCAGGAGCUGCAGAAAGCAGAGAACCUGCCGGUUCCUCAACCGCAGCUCACAGAGGUGGACGCUCCACAUCUGGAGCAGCCUCAGUCCCAGGAGCCGCAGCAUCACGUUGCAGACAUCACGGUUCAAAUCCCUCCAAAAGCAGAGGUUCAGGACCCAGCCGGCCCUGAAGCCCCCCCAACCAGAGCAGAGGGGGAGCAGGGCGCCGUUCACCCGGGCUUGGCGAAGGUUCAGCAGAUCGUGGGACGGGUGGCUUCGCUGGAGCAGGAGGCCAAGGCUUUCAGCGGGAAGAAAAAUGAUAAGAAAUACCUGCUGCUGGAGGAGCUGCUGACCAAAGAGCUGCUGGCUCUGGACUCUGUCGACCCGGAGGGACGCGCAGAUGUGCGGCAGGCCCGGCGCGAUGGAGUCCGGCGGGUUCAGACCAUACUGGAGGAGCUGGAACAGCUGGAGGAGCGGCCAGCCAAGCCCACCAGUGAGACGCCGGCGGACGGUGACAGAGGAGAGUCCAAGGAACAUUAUGUGACGGCCAAGGAGAUUUUCUGAGGAGCUCCCGUUCAGGAGCAGAGGAUGCCGGCGGACUCCUCCGCCUGAAGCGUUUGUGGAAGCUGCAUGCGUUCAGUGGUCGUUUGUUCCUUCAGCACUUAACUGAUGGUAGCUCAGCGCCGUUCGUUUUUGAGCCAUCGUUCUCGCCGUCAGUGUCCUUGUAAAUUUGACUGCGACCAUCAGUGAGGCGUUGACGGCAACCGCUAAGCAAAUUUGAGUUUGAAAUGAGGCCUUUAUUACAGCAUCAAAGAGAAAUCCCAGUAUUUUCCUAACAGAGUCUAUGUGUCGUUGCCUUUAGUCUGACAGGAAACGGUGUGACGCGUCUUCUGGUGGAGUAAGCACACGGGUCGGUGUUUGAGGGCUCAUGAUGGAGCCGCUCUGUCACAGAACACAGUCACAUCUUUACUACAUGCUGCUUCUUGUGUGCACUGCCUUUGGAGUUGUGUUUGCACUUUGUUGUCACUGAAACGUGUUGAGAAUCAGCAACGCGUCUUUGAAGGAUGAUCAUUUGAGUGAGUUUGGAUCAGUCGGUUGACUUCAGUCCCACAUGAAUCUUUCUAUCAGUAUAUACAGUAUUUUGCUACACUUCUGAAUGUUUAUUGACCCACGGGGUGAAAUGUGUCGUCUGUUUGAGACGGGAGACAAUCAGCGUCGGCUGCUAACCAAACCGGCGUGUUACGGCGUCAGAAUGUCUGUAGAUCACCAAAGGUCUGUCGGAGUGAAACCGUGACGGCUUCAACACGACCAAACAUUUGAGCACGUCAGCGUUACUUUUAUGAUGCCCCCCCUCUUCUGGUCCUGGACUAAUAAUCAGAUUCUACAGGAUUAGAGAUUGUGGCUGAUUGACUUUAGGAUUUGAUAGCCGUUGGCAGAAAUCGAGUCACACUGGCUUUUCUGAAAAUAAAUGUUUCAAACACUUUGUUCCUACAGAUUCUGCAAAUUUGUUUUUUACUAUAUAUUUUAAUGUUUUGGUAAUUUUGUGUGAAAACAACUCAAAUAAAGAGAUGAAGCUCUAAUCGUU
Molecule: messenger RNA, 2499 nt
Organism: Oryzias latipes (Japanese medaka)
Lineage: Eukaryota; Metazoa; Chordata; Actinopteri; Beloniformes; Adrianichthyidae
Gene: bag3
Product: BCL2 associated athanogene 3
Biological process (GO): negative regulation of striated muscle cell apoptotic process; muscle cell cellular homeostasis; protein stabilization
Cellular component (GO): cytoplasm; membrane; nucleus
Molecular function (GO): protein-folding chaperone binding; adenyl-nucleotide exchange factor activity
Source: RefSeq, a predicted model, not a curated record